Molecule: messenger RNA, 1601 nt
Organism: Triticum urartu
Lineage: Eukaryota; Viridiplantae; Streptophyta; Magnoliopsida; Poales; Poaceae
Source: RefSeq, a predicted model, not a curated record
CAUACAUACAUCACACAUCUCUUCCAAGAAUGGCAUUCUCGUUCCUGCCAGAACUAGUCAUCUCCAUAGUUGUGGUACAUGUACUUAUUGUAGGUUUAUACUACAUAAAGUCUAGUAAGAACCCAUUGUUGCCCGUGAGCUGGCCAGUAGUAGGCAUCCUCCCUUCCAUGGUCGUCAACCUACACAGAUUGCAUCACUACAUCUCCUUUGACCUCCUCACACCAUCUGGUCACAGCCUAAAGGUUGCCAUAGCCAGCAUACGGAUGUUCAUAACCUGCGACCCAACAAAUAUCCAAUACAUCUUUAGCUCGAACCAUACAAACUAUCCCAAGGGCGAAGAUUAUGCCGAAAUCUUUGACAUGACGAGAGGCUCUCUCUUCAGCGCAGAUGGCGAGUCAUCCCGACGGGAGCGUGCCAACUACCAGAGUGUGUUGAGCAACCCGCUGUUGGUUGGGUUGAUGACUAAGUGUUGUCACGACAAGGUGGAGAAGAGUCUCCUACCCUUCAUGGACCACAUGGUGAGAACCAAUACUCAUGUUGACAUGAAUGAUAUGUUGAUGAGGCUUGUGUUCGACCUGUAUGCCACAACCAUCUUCAGCGUGGACCCCGCUUAUCUGUCCCUCGACAUGCCGUCGGUACACGUCGCGAACGCGAUGGACACGGUCAUGGAGGUGGGCUUUGUCCGUCACAUUGUGCCGGCAUUUUUUUGGAAGGUGAUGAGGCGCCUGAACAUCGGUCCGGAGAGGAAGCUCGCCGCCGCGCAAGCGGUUCUUCGCGGCUUCAUCAUGGACAUGAUCACGGAGAGGAGGAAGAAGGGCCAUAUUAUUGGUCAAGAAGUACACAUUGAUGUUUUGUCUAACUAUGUCAAUGACAAGAACUACAAUGAUGAUUUACUACAGGCAACACUCAUUACAUAUAUGAUCGCUGGGAGGGACACGAUUGGCACUACCUUGCCAUGGGUUGUCUACAACCUCGCCAAGAACCCGCACAUCGUGUCAAGCAUUCGCAACGAACUAGCACCCAUCAUGUCCCGCAAAGCAGCCAUUGCUGGCGCUGUCACGAUGAUGACAUUUGAGCCAGAAGAGGUUAGACCCCUAGUCUACCUGCAAGCCACCUUGUUGGAGACACUCAGGUUGUACCCGCCGAUCCCUAUCGAGCGCAGGUCGGUGGUAUCCACUGAUGUGAUGCCGAGUGGCCAUGUUGUUUGUGCCCAGGACAUCAUCCUCGUCUCUAUCUACUCCGUCGGUAGAAUGGAGUCUGUUUGGGGGUCCGACUGUCUGGAGUAUAGACCUGAGAGGUGGCUCUCUAAUGAUGGACGUCAACUGCGAUACGUACCCUCGAACAAGUUCCCAGCAUUUAACUCAGGGGCAAGGUUGUGCCUUGGCAAGGACAUUGCAAUCAUGCAGAUGAAGAUCAUCAUCGCUGCUAUCGUGUGUAACUUUGAUGUGAAAAUGGUUAAUGGACAAGCCAUCGACACGAAGUUGUCAUGUCUUCUACAAAUGAAGAAUGGGCUUAAGGUGAACUUGAGUAAAGUACAAAUGUAAGGGUAUAUGUAUAUAUGUGUCUCUAUAUAUGAAUAAAGGGAAGUCAUUAUCGCUUAA